Molecule: messenger RNA, 2352 nt
Organism: Fusarium pseudograminearum CS3096
Lineage: Eukaryota; Fungi; Ascomycota; Sordariomycetes; Hypocreales; Nectriaceae
Exons: 3
Coding region: 1-2352 (783 amino acids)
Source: RefSeq, a predicted model, not a curated record
AUGGUUGUCCGAUACGAAGCAGAGUAUCUGCUAUACUUGCGGGAGUCACCAUUAUGUACCAAACCUUCAAGUCUCCCUCCAGCUGAGGAGUGGAUGGGACCCCCACCUGAACCAAAUCGCACGCAGAACAAGGUCACCAACGAUCGACCUCGAUCCAACGACAGCCCUCUGCUUGAACAAGCUAAUCGCCGUCCUGGUGUUGAAAGACAUGUUUCAAGGAACAGUGCCAACCCUGAGGACCUUGUCUUCGCACCCCCUCGAACAGCUUUUGCCUCUGCGCGAGGCAAAUCAGCCCUUGAGCCCGACAAAGUCGCUAAAGAGUCCGAGGCUCCUGGCCGUUUUGGCAACUUCCGAAGCCGCAACGGAGACCUAGACGUCGAUCGAUUCCGCGAUGGUCGCAACAAUAACGGUCUACGUCGUCGUGAUGGCGAGAGCGAAACAGAGGGCUGGAGCACGGUGAAGCCUCGCAAGAGUUUUGGACAUGAAGGUGCCGAGCGUUUUCACGGCCGUAUGGGAGGCAACUUCCGAGACGAGAAGCGUCAGCCCAAAGAUCGUGAGGACCGCGAUGCUAUUCGAGACCGCCCUGUACGAACUUUCGACGGUUUUGCCAGAGAUUCAGAGGACAGCGAGGGACGGCCGCGCAACGGAAUCAACAGAAACAAAGUCGAGCCUUGGUAUAAGAACGAGUCUAAUGUCGCUAUCACGCCUGCUGCCGAAGCAACGACCACGACCCCCGAUAAGCGUGAACGUAUUGACCGCGCCAAGAGCUGGAGAGAUCGCGAAGCUCUCGCCGAUGCUGCUGAUGAUCGCAACAAUAACAGCAACAAUAAUCGCACGAAUGACAGACGCUGGGGGCGGGAUCGUGAUCAGCGAGUCGAGCGUGAGCCUGAAUGGCUAGACGAACCUCUUGAGGAACUUCCCGAAGCCCAUACUCAACAGGAUUUCCAGAAGUGGAUGGAGGAGAUGAAAAAGCAGAGGGAGGAAAAGGAUGGGAUCUCUAGUAAGCCUGCGCACGUCGAACCGGCAGAGGCCAUGAUCGAAAUGGAAAAGCCCCCUGUUCAAUCUGCUCCCGCUGCUCCAUCUGCGCCAGACAAGUUCUUCGAAGCUUAUGGGGCAACUCUCGAAACACCACGUGCGGAAGAGAACAGGAACCCCGUCGCGGGGUCCAAGGCGACCGCUAAAGCAUCGAGAUUUACGUCCUUCUUUGCCCAGCCCCAGGAGGAAGUUCGAGGAAGGACAGAGCCCCCGACCCCUAUGGCUGGACCUCCCAUGCAUAGUGGUAUGCCCUUACCUAUGCCUUUUCCUGGCGGUCCUGCUCCAUCUGGCGGACCCGACGAUGAGCGACAGGCCUUCCAGCAAUUGCUUGCGAAGCUGCAGAAGCAGACCAUGAGUGCUACACCCCCAGGCCCUUCGCCCUUCGCAGUCCCUCAGGGAACGCCACCAAAUGUCGGCCGACCUAACAUAAUUACUUCACCGGAUUCGCCUUUCCAGCAGUAUGGACCCGAUAGACGUAUGGAAGGUCCUCUUGGUCGACCUCCGCCACACCACGUCCAAGAGAUUCUUGCUCCUCGACCCCAGCAACAAGCUGCCCGUCCCGAACAGCUUCUCCAGGACCUCGUUGGCCAACGCCAGCGUGCUCCCAGCCAAGGCUCUGGCCGUCCCGAUGCUGCUCGUAACAACAGUAACACCGAGUUCUUGAUGAACCUCAUGAGAGCACCCCAAGAGGCUCCACGCAACGACUUGUUGAUGCGCAUGGGUCCGCAGCAACAAAAGCCAGGGCAUAUGCCUCAGGAGCCUGAUUUCCCCAGAGAUGACCGUGGCCCCCAACGUCAAAUGCGACCCCAGCCACCACCUGGCUUUCCUAUGGAGGAACGAUUUCACAACCCUCCCGACGCUGAUUCUCGGCCGAAUCAGCCCACGCAAAUCUUGCAGCGUCCACCACCCCCUCCCGGUCUGGACCAUCAGAUGCCACCCAGCUGGAUGCCCGCUGGUCAGAUGCCUCCUCCUCAGCAACGAGGACCUAUGAUUCCUCCUCCAGGACUUCCUGGCGGUCCUGUAGGUCCUGUAGGCCCUGGACCUAACCGUAACAUACAUAUGCCUCAUAUGUUCCCUCCCAGCUUCCCGCCCGGCGUGAUGCCUCCCCCCGAAGCUCUGGGUGGUCCUCCACCCCGCAACAUGCCCCCUCCUCCCCCUGGCUUCUUUGGCGGCCCGCCUCACGGAUUUAUCCCCCCUGGCCUUGGCGGCUUCAAUGGACCCCCUGGACCGGACUUCCCUGGCAGUCCUUUCGAAGGACGUGGCAUGCCUCCUACUGGCAACCCUGGCCGUGGCGCGGCCUUUGGCAGACAUCAGUGA